Molecule: messenger RNA, 2933 nt
Organism: Papilio xuthus (Asian swallowtail)
Lineage: Eukaryota; Metazoa; Arthropoda; Insecta; Lepidoptera; Papilionidae
Exons: 7
Coding region: 29-2302 (757 amino acids)
Source: RefSeq, a predicted model, not a curated record
GAUAAAAAGUCACAUUUGACACCAAAAAAUGUCUAUAAAAUCCGAGAUAUCUUUAAUACAAUUGUCUAAACAAAUCCCUUUUAAUAUUGAUGAUGCUUUAAAACAACAGUUAUGUUUUGGCGAAACACUAAUAAUCAGUUGUGGACACAUUGAAGGAAAAUCGUAUGACAUAUUAUCGGAUUCAGAAUGUUCCACUUCCGAAACUUCGGUCAGUGAAGAAACCGAUAAGGUUAGGUAUAUUAAGCCUUUGGAACCGAAGGAAGAAGUUGAAGAGAAAGCUUCUAAACAUUCCAGCGACGAAGAUAAUGAUUUUCAUUUUUACUUUUUCCCGGAUUGUAGCAAACCUGUUCCUUCCAGAGACAGCAAAAGUAGUCUUAUUAUUAAAGAUGGUAUGCCACAUAUAAAUCGAAGAAAUGUCCACCAAGAUAAUUGCAGCUGUGAGGUUGAUCCAAAAGGUCGAUGUAAAUGUAUGGUUGAAAUACCCUGUCUUUGCGGCGCCGAAGAAAAAUCAGAAUGUGUGUGUGCUGCAUUAGAAAAUAUAUGUGUUUGCAAUGAAACAAAACCAGACAUUAAAUGUUCUUGUAAAAACGCUGAAAUAUGUACCUGCAUGGAAGACAAAUGUCGUUUAAUUUGCACUUGCGAUAAAAUUGAUAAACCAUGUAUUUGCAACAGAGAUAAGUUUCCACGGCCCACUUGUAUUUGUAAACAUAAACCCGUGACGUACGAUUAUUCAGUUCCUUCAGAAAUACCAGGCGAAAGCGUUAUUGAGGAAUCAACUAAAACAACUAAAUCUUCCUGUGAUUGCCAAAAAUCAAAACCAUCUGAACCAGGGGUAGAAGAAGAGAUUUCAUGUGUGUGUGAUCGAAAAGCACAGGGAAAAAGCGGUUUAAGUUGUUCUUCAACAUGCCAAAACCCUCAAGAUUGUUCUUGUAAUCGUAAUUUAGACGAUACUUGUGCAUGUUUUCCCGACACUAAAAUUUGUAAAUGCGGGAAUCCAGAGAAUUGUAAAUGUUUUCAUAUUUGUGAAUGUACACCGCCUUGUAUAUGUGACAUUGAAAGUAAAAAACAAAUUGAAUGUACUUGUAUAAAAUCGGGUGGCGGUGUCGAUCAAGGUGAAGUUAAGAAAUUAAAGAAAGUACGAGCAGGAAAACAUGGAUACCGCUGGUGUCAUGAUGUCGAUCCACGACACACAUAUUUCGAUUAUGCUUACGGAAGACAUGACAAAAUUGUUCAUAAAGAGGUGGAAGAACCGAAAGUAGUAAUAACUGACAUGAAAGGACAAAAAGAAACCGGAAGUGAUGAUAGUGAAAAACCAAAUAUACCAAGUUAUAGGAGAAAGACAAAAAAAUUAUCUCUUGACUGCUGUAGUGCUGUUGGAGGUAUAACUAUCAAUGUUGAGACACUCGGAGAAGACAAGGGUAAAUUCCUGGUUCAGGUAGUAUCACAUUCAUCUAGAGAAGCUGCGAAGACGGGCUCUAAAAUUGUUAGUAUCGUUGAUUGUAAGCUGCAUACACUAGAAGAAAACAGGACCGAGUAUAUACAGAGUAGAGAUAAAUUUAAAGAGAAGCGAAAUUAUAUGGCAAUUUGCGAGAGCGGUUACUACAAUAAAGUCACUCGUAUAUGUGGCGACCGUCAUUUAAUAAAGCGGUUUUAUCAUACCUUUGAAGAAGCCCAUAACUUUUUGUUGGAAGGCGCUAAUAUCGUGCUUAUGCGUUAUGUGGGUCUGACUCGUUACAAAGGCUGUAUUAAAACGGAUACCGUUCUCAUUGGCGGCGUUGUGUGUGAAAGUAUUUAUGUUUGCCUUGGUGUGAGUAACGCAAUUGUUAAUAGUAAACCGUUCUUUGUGGUGAAAGUGGAACGGCAUAUAAUAGAACCCUCCGGCUACGUUCACCAAACCCUUUUGGUUCUGUCACUUAGGGGUUACAUCGUAAGCCAGGAGUGGGCGAAUAACAGUUACAUUCUACAUAUAAAUCCGUUGUUACGGAUCGUUCCUGAGAAAGACGAAAUAGAACGCCACGAGCCUCUGCGUGAGACUUGGCGAACCGACUUGCAAUUGUUAUCGGAUUACCUUGACUUUAAGUCUACAAGAACUUCUGAAGGCGGACGAUACGUUUCUGAGAACGGCGAGUUGACUGGUACAAUCCGCGACUACUUACAAGCCGUUCUCUUGCUUCGUCCCAGCGAUACUCUGCACUUCACGCGACAUUACUUUGGAGCUGCACUAUCUGCUCUAGACUUACCCCACAACGAAUUCUUUGACUCUUCAAACAAACACGUUCGAUAUUUCUUCUUUGAAGAUUAAUUUGCUAGGAUAGUUUUUUUUUAAAUAUGUCCAGAAAAGCUUUUUAAAAUUAUUAAUCUUUUUACCAAUUUGUUUACACUAUGGAAAUUGAAAUAAAAAAUUGCAAUAGUAAUUUCGGGUUUUUGAAAUAUUCAAGAUGGCAAAUUUUACAGUUACAAAGCAGCAUCUUUUGAUAGAAAACAAGGAAGGAAAAAUUAUGGAUUUCUGCUAAAUUCUUUACUAUGAGAUGAUGGCAAUGUUCUUGUUUUUUAUUGUUGAUGAAUUCUAAAUAAUAAUUUUAAAUUAAAAAAUAAUAUUGCUAAGUGAACGUAAGCGGGAUUACUCGCGCAAGUUUAAAUGAACUGGAUGCCGGCGUCCUUCUGAGAUUACGUUAAUUAACAUUUCCCCACACUGGGAAUACCAAUUAUGGACUCAAUAUUUCUGAUUUCAUUUCCUAGAUUCAUUGCUUACAGACAUUACGACGGGAUUCAUGUGCAAACUUUGAUUAAAAUGAAGAGAAAUACCUUUUGCAAAUUUCCUAGCAAAUAUCUGAGAUUUCAUCGUUCCAUGAUUUCUCUUUCAAUUCCUACUUUGUCGAUUACAUGUUAAUAAGUUUGAUCCGUGUUUCUCAUAGAAUGUGAAAUGUAUCUUU